Rhinopithecus roxellana (golden snub-nosed monkey) is the source of this 1513-nucleotide messenger RNA. RefSeq names its product catechol-O-methyltransferase domain containing 1 (gene COMTD1). The transcript has 7 exons. Gene Ontology annotation, molecular function: O-methyltransferase activity; S-adenosylmethionine-dependent methyltransferase activity. The record is from RefSeq and is a predicted model, not a curated record. Lineage: Eukaryota; Metazoa; Chordata; Mammalia; Primates; Cercopithecidae. The coding region runs from base 114 to 794 and encodes 226 amino acids.
GCGGGCAGUGCCCAGACAAGGUGGAGCCCGGCGGGCCCGCGAGUCCGAGACGUGUCCCAGGAGCUGCAGCGCACGUGACCUGCCACUGCCUCCCGCCACCUCCUGCCCGCGCCAUGACCCAGCCGGUGCCCCGGCUCUCCGUGCCCGCCGCGCUGGCCCUGGGCUCAGCCGCGCUGGGCGCCGCCUUCGCCACUGGCCUCUUCCUGGGAAGGCGGUGCCCCCCAUGGCGAGGCCGGCGAGAGCAGUGCCUGCUUCCCCCCGAGGACAGUACGCUGUGGCAGUAUCUUCUGAGCCGCUCCAUGCGGGAGCACCCGGCGCUGCGAAGCCUGAGGCUGCUGACCCUGGAGCAGCCGCAGGGGGAUUCCAUGAUGACCUGCGAGCAGGCCCAGCUCUUGGCCAACCUGGCGCGGCUCAUCCAGGCCAAGAAGGCGCUGGACCUGGGCACCUUCACGGGCUACUCUGCCCUGGCCCUGGCCCUGGCGCUGCCCGCGGACGGGCGCGUGGUGACCUGCGAGGUGGAAGCGCAGCCCCCGGAGCUGGGGCGGCCCCUGUGGAGGCAGGCCGAGGCGGAGCACAAGAUCGACCUCCGGCUGAAGCCCGCCCUGGAGACCCUGGACGAACUGCUGGCGGCAGGCGAGGCCGGCACCUUCGACGUGGCCGUGGUGGAUGCGGACAAGGAGAACUGCGCUGCCUACUACGAGCGCUGCCUGCAGCUGCUGCGACCUGGAGGCAUCCUCGCCGUCCUCAGAUUAUCCCCAGAAGCCUGCCUGUCACUUCCUCAGCCUGUCAGCUGACCUACUAGUGCUGGCCACCAGAGGGCGCUUGGAAGUAUCUGAGACACCAGAAGGACUGGGUUACCAUUCUAGGUAAGGCACCAAGUCACAGAGAAAUGUUUUAAUAACAAGUUCAAAGUGUUCUAGAAUAUACAAUAAUGUUGAGUACACUAUCCAGAUGAAAAGAGACUAGAGACAUAAUCAUAAUUAGAUCCUAGAAAGGGAAACCUACAAUAAAGACACAUUUGGGGAUGGGGGUAAAUCUGUAUAUAUAUUUGGUAUUACAUUAAUGUUAGUUUUCUUAGAUGCGACAAUGGUAUUGUGCUUAUAAAGAAAAAUGUCUGUAUGUCUGCAAAACAUACAGUUUUUUAAAAAAAAGUAUGUGAAGUUUCAGAGACAUAAAAUAAAUGUAAAUUUUAAUAACUGGUCAACAUAGGGUAAGGGUAUAUGAUGUUCACUGUACCAUUCUUCCAACUUUUCUUUAGGUUUCAAAAUCGCCAAAAUAAACUUUGGGGAGGAAAAUCCCUAUUUGGAGGGGGGAAAGUCCCCAGUACUUUAACCAGACUCCAAGAUGAGUCAUGUGCACUGUGAAGUUGGAGAAAUGCUGCUCUAGACACAGCGUGUUUCAAAAUAUUAUAUAAAGUCAACAAGACUAUAGAUAGAACCAAAGCAAUGAGUGAACUUUUAUCAACAAAAUAAAAAUUACUUUUAUUUUAGAGAGAGAGAGAGAGAGAAAGAAA